Molecule: messenger RNA, 228 nt
Organism: Neurospora hispaniola
Lineage: Eukaryota; Fungi; Ascomycota; Sordariomycetes; Sordariales; Sordariaceae
Exons: 1
Source: RefSeq, a predicted model, not a curated record
CGCCGGGUUUAUUUUAACCCUAAUAUUUUAAAGAAAUAUAUUCCGAAAGAAGGUAAAUUCCCCUCCUCCGAGGUUAGACGUAAGUCCCUCGAUCCUAACGACUUUUAUAGUCCCGAUUUCCAAGGAGCCGCUUCCUAUACUAUUAAUAUCGAUGAUAAUAAUAAUAAAUUCGACCUAUCGGGUUUAACUCCCGAAGAGCUAUAUAAAUAUUAUUUCGAUUAUGUUUAA